GCAUACCUUCAAUCUCGACCGAUCCUAACCUAAACCUUAACUUUAUACCGUUUAAAUAGAGUACAUACCAGGCUAGGCGCGACGCGUUCUAAUCUAACAACUCAAUAGCGAACCAUAUCCAAUACAUUAUACCACCAUCACUAGAAGGCUCCCUAUACAAUGGCCACAAUGAGGGACGACCGCACGCACCCGCUCCUCGCGCAAGUCCCCCUAACCGUCUCCCCCUUCGUCUCCCUACCAACCGCCGCCACACUACCCUACACCUACAAAGCAAUGCCCUCAACUCUCCCACCGCCCCAAAGCGGCGUAACUGGCGCACACACCUCCUCCUCCUCCUCCUCAACCCCAAGCAACGACCCCUCCGCCUCCGACAAACCACGCUACGUAAUCGCCACCUCAGGCCACGCCGCCCACCCUGACGACAUAAUAUCCUCCUGCUGCGCACUCCGCGCCCACCUCCUGCGCAUGGAAGAAGACGCAACCCGGUCCCUCCAAGACCUCGAAGAACGCACACGAGCGCGCGAACUAGCUGAAAAACGUCGCGUAGCGCCCGGCUGGUUAGAUUCCGAAGCCCGACUCUUACAACCUGAACGCCGGCCCAGCGCAGCCGCUGAAGCGGAUGCCGAUGCCGAGACUAGUGAGUUCGCGGGGCAUUUCGCGGAGAUGAGUAUUUCGGAUACCUCGUACGCGCAUCACCCGCAACACUUGUGGCAGGGGCAGCAUCGUGGUGGGGUCGAGGUUGAUGGGGGGAGUGCGGGUGGGAAUGGGAGUGGGACCGGGAGUGUGGUUAUUAGUGAGAUGGCGGCGGUUGAUGAGGGGGAGGAGUUGGAUCGUGCGUUUGGUGGGUGGAAGUAAGAUGUGGUUAACUUGGAGUUGGGGGGAUAUGUCCGACGAUGUUCUGUGUUCGUUUUUGCGCUGGGAGUUUUGGAUAUGUUUGGGGCGUUUAGGGAUGGGAAUACCAUUGAGGACUAAGGUAUAGCCGCAAGGCUAGUUUGCUGCAUUUAUAUCGCCAAAUUACGAGACCUACAAACGAACGAGCGACAUCACAUGAGAUCCAUUUAU
Molecule: messenger RNA, 1062 nt
Organism: Hypoxylon trugodes
Lineage: Eukaryota; Fungi; Ascomycota; Sordariomycetes; Xylariales; Hypoxylaceae
Exons: 2
Coding region: 160-855 (231 amino acids)
Source: RefSeq, a predicted model, not a curated record